Vicia villosa (hairy vetch) is the source of this 1043-nucleotide messenger RNA. RefSeq lists its product as uncharacterized. The annotation marks the transcript as partial. The transcript has a single exon. Gene Ontology annotation, biological process: signal transduction. The record is from RefSeq and is a predicted model, not a curated record. NCBI's taxonomy places the organism in Eukaryota, Viridiplantae, Streptophyta, Magnoliopsida, Fabales, Fabaceae.
CUAUGUUCUAAACCCUCAAACUCUUUUUUUUUUUGUUACUUUCUAUACUUUUUAAAAAUUUGUUUCAUAAUUUAUAAUUUAUUUUCUACAGUUUUAAACGACUUAGCGAGAGAUAAAAAAAAGGACAAAAAAUUCGACAUAUUGAAGGAAUUAAAAUGGGAUAAAGCGCGAUUAAGAAGUAUUGUAACAGAAGACUAUCGUUAUCCGCGCGUUUUACGUUUUAAAGCUUCUCUUCAACUGUUCCGUGAAACGGAAACGUUCAUCAAAAGUUUCAGAGAAGAAAACACAGAUGCAUCUUUCACUUCACAAUCUAUUCCAUACCUUAAAUCUCUCAUUUCAGAACUCACUUCUUCUCUUCAAGUGGACGUCAAUAGAGAGAUCCUUUUAGAAAUAGAACCGAAACCAUUUCCCACUUUACGUCUCCGUCGUUCUCUUAAAAAACUUAAAGUAUUGUUAAGAGGAGAAGUCACACGUGCAUCUUUCACUUCACUUAUCCGUGGUUGCAUUAAAGGCUAUGAAUAUGCCAUUUCAAAAUUCUAUGCUUCUUUUCAAGAGGACGGGUUUGACGUUAAUAGAGUGAUCAACGAACAUGAAGUAUUCUUAAGUUUUAGAGGAGAUGACACUCGUGCAUCUUUCACUUCACAUCUCCAUGCUUCUCUUCAAAACGAUGGAAUCUCCGUUUUCAUGGACGAGGAUUCGCUUCUAAGAGGAAAUCACAUUUCAUCAUCACUACUGCGAGCAAUUGAAGACACUAAGAUCUCUGUGGUUGUUUUCUCAAGAAAUUAUGCUGAGUCGAGAUGGUGUUUGGAAGAAUUGGUGAAAAUAAUGUCGUGUCAGAGAACCGUAGGGCAGGUGGUGCUUCCAGUCUUCUAUGGUGUAGAUCCAUCUGAGGUUCGUCACCAAACUGGUGAGUUUGGAGAAGCAUUUCGAAAUCUUUUGGAUAGGAUUUCUAAGGGCAAGAAAAAAAAGUCUCUCAAAUGGAGAGAAGCACUUCGUCAAGCUGCUGCCCUCGCUGGUUUCGUAGUUCUAGAUGCAAGGUAAUU